Messenger RNA from Scleropages formosus (Asian bonytongue), 831 nucleotides. RefSeq names its product protein CutA homolog. The record is from RefSeq and is a predicted model, not a curated record. Gene Ontology annotation, biological process: response to metal ion. The coding region runs from base 101 to 565 and encodes 154 amino acids. Gene Ontology annotation, molecular function: copper ion binding. NCBI's taxonomy places the organism in Eukaryota, Metazoa, Chordata, Actinopteri, Osteoglossiformes, Osteoglossidae. The transcript has 7 exons.
CACCGCAAGAGUGCGUUGAACUACACGCCGCUGUAAAGUUGCGCUGUAGAGGAAAUAUUGUCAAAUUACAAGAAAUUACAAAAGCACACGUGUUCGGGCCAUGAGCUUUGGGCCCCUCAGGCUGGAGGGACUGAACGGGUGCAUUAGAACUGUUCUUGUGACUGUGUUCUUGAGUGUGUUGAUGGUCCCGCUGCUGAGGAUUGUGGGGCUGCGCGCAUUCUCCAUGGCUUCGGAAACAUACUCAUCUGGAACACAUUCUGCUGCCUUUGUCACCUGCCCUAAUGAACAGGUGGCCAAGGAUCUAGCCAGAGGCAUGGUGGAGAAGAAGCUUGCAGCAUGCGUCAACAUUGUGCCCAAGAUCACGUCUGUGUACGAGUGGCAGGGGAAGAUUGAGGAGGACAGUGAAGUAUUGCUGAUGAUUAAAACAAGAAGUUCAAAAGUUUCAGCUCUGGCAGAAUAUGUAAGAUCAAACCAUCCUUACGAAGUGGCUGAGGUCAUCAGUCUGCCCAUAGACCAGGGAAAUCCUCCAUACCUGAAAUGGAUGAGUGAGGUCGUCCCGGAGUGAGUGUUGCACGCGACCAAAAUUACAUCUUCAGCCAUGGCAAUAAUCUGAGAAAUGGAAACAGUCUGAGAUGAUGCAUGCCAAAGAAAGAGUUUGAAGUAUUUCGCAUGCAUUUGUUUUGUUUACUUUGUUUUGGCUGAUAUUAAAAUGGAAAUGAAAUUCCUCAGGAUGAUUUCUUUCAGCUGAGUAAUGUUUAUUUCAGCUGCAGCCGCAAACUCAUCAUUCAUUUUAAUAAACUGGAAAAAGACAGGCAUAUAUUGAAUGUGUCU